Messenger RNA from Pygocentrus nattereri (red-bellied piranha), 757 nucleotides. It is a transcript of the gene atg12, whose product is annotated as ATG12 autophagy related 12 homolog (S. cerevisiae). Gene Ontology annotation, biological process: autophagosome assembly; nucleophagy; autophagy of mitochondrion. The record is from RefSeq and is a predicted model, not a curated record. The transcript is spliced from 5 exons. Gene Ontology annotation, cellular component: phagophore assembly site membrane; cytoplasm; Atg12-Atg5-Atg16 complex. Lineage: Eukaryota; Metazoa; Chordata; Actinopteri; Characiformes; Serrasalmidae. Bases 227 to 595 code for a protein of 122 amino acids.
UUGAGAUCACUUCCUUUCCGAAGUUGAUUCAGAGAGAGUUUGACGCUAGUAAGCAGGACACAAUGGUCAAAGCCUGGAAGUGUGGAGUAUCUAUGAGAUCACCCACGGUCCCCAAGGGGGUCGCAGAGGAGGGAUGUUACUGUAACGAGAGCCGAGGAGGCUGGGAUAUAUCAAGAACUGUACUUUUCAGACUAUCAGCUCGUUGUUCACAGUGGUCUGAUCAGAGAUGUCUGACAGCGCGGAGUCUCCCACAGAAACACAGAGAGAUGAGUCCUCCUCGCAGCAGAGCCCCGCGGACACGGGCGACACAGGAGCGUCGGAAGAGAAGAAAAAGAUUGACGUGCUCUUGAAGGCGGUGGGAGACACGCCCAUAAUGAAGACCAAAAAGUGGGCGGUGGAGAGAGGGAGGACCGUACAGUCGCUCGCCCAGUUCAUCUCCCGCUUUCUUAAACUCGAGCCCAGUGAGCAGCUGUUCAUUUAUGUCAAUCAGUCAUUCGCGCCAUCACCAGACCAAGAAGUGGGUGUGCUUUUUGAGUGUUUCGGCAGUGACGGAAAACUCGUUCUGCAUUACUGCAAGUCACAAGCCUGGGGAUGACCUUUCAACCUUUCCACGCUUUGUACAGAUGACUCGCCCCAUUCACACAUACAUACACACACACACACAUACGCCUUUAAAGGGGAAUUCCACCCAGUUUUCAAAAUUCCAUGUGUGAGGUGUAAUCAGAGAGAUUCAGAGGGUUUGGUGUGAAACGGUUCA